AUGGAACACCCAGCAUUUACAUUGAGUGGCCUCUGUGCCGUUGGAGGCUUUAUGGGCUACUUCCGUAAAGGCUCCUUGCCAUCCUUGAUUGCCGGAUCAUCCAUGGCCAUCCUCUAUGGGACCGCAGGAUACUUAUUAAAACAGAAUGCUGAUUGGGGACUUGAAUUGGCCUUGGGUUCGUCCACCGCAUUAUUAUUUGCUGGAUUAUCUAGAAGUGCCAAAACUCAAUUCAAAAAACCAGUUCCUCUAGUCCUUUUAGGAUUGGGUGGGUUAUCCAGUUUGUACUAUACUAAAAAGUAUAACGAAUUCUACCCUUUCUUUUAA
Hyphopichia burtonii NRRL Y-1933 is the source of this 324-nucleotide messenger RNA. RefSeq lists its product as uncharacterized. NCBI's taxonomy places the organism in Eukaryota, Fungi, Ascomycota, Pichiomycetes, Serinales, Debaryomycetaceae. The transcript has a single exon. Bases 1 to 324 code for a protein of 107 amino acids. The record is from RefSeq and is a predicted model, not a curated record. Gene Ontology annotation, cellular component: membrane.